AUGGGCGGGGCAUCGGGGCGGGGCAAAGGUCCCCCGCUGCUUUCCCCCGUCUGGCUUGCACGCAAUGCCUUCCCACCCGUUGUGGGGGCGUGGCGUUCGGAGGAAGGUGGAGUCAAUGGGGCAACGCCCCUUUCAUCAAUCGAUGGCGUCUCUCCCCCCAUGAAUCCACAGACUCUUAAUUCUGGUGUUAAAAGCAGGAAAGAUGUUUUUUUGCAGACUUCAUAUGCAAAAUUUCUACGUUUUUCGUCUGUGAUGUUUCGUGGCAAGAAAGAGCCGUUAGAGGCACUCAGCGUGGAAGAUGCAUCCUUGAAGGAACGCCCUGUGUGGAAUGAUACCCUGCGUGGAAUUCUGGUGGCUCUUGUCAAGGAU
This is a messenger RNA of Strongylus vulgaris, 369 nucleotides long. The record is from the annotation of a GenBank genome assembly. Lineage: Eukaryota; Metazoa; Nematoda; Chromadorea; Rhabditida; Strongylidae.